CGAAUCCGUCGUGUCGUUUCCGACUGAAACCUCGAGCGUCUCCGACCUCCUCGUUUCUCUUUCCGCCAUUAGUGAAGACGCCAUUUUAUCCUCCUGCUUCAUGAUUCACAAUGAGUGAUUAUUCAGCGGUUGCGCCGCCUCAGAAUUUCACUCAAAGUGCUGCCUUCGCUUCAGCUCUACAACGCGCCCGUCAGAUUGCAGCAAAAAUCAACCCAGGUGGUGCUGCUGAAGGUGGUGGUGGAAAACGACCUCUUGAAGACGGAUCAGAACCAGAAGCUAAAAAAGUGGCCGGGGUUACCAACGACCCCGUGGCUUCAGCCCAGCUAAGUGCGAUUAGAUCUCAACAAACAUCUGGCUCGGGGGGUGGCGCAUCUUCUGCAGCCGCAGCGGCUGCGGCACAGGCGGCAGCAGUAGCAGCCAGGGUGGCGGCUGCGGCAGCCGCAAGCGGCCUGGGCCUUGGUGGCCUUGGCGGCGGCGGCGGCAUCUUGAACGAAGACAUCAGGGUCCCUGACAAGAUGGUCGGCCUGAAUGGUGGCGGCCCACAAUUGGGUUUUGGCGCCAUCACCACAGAAGAGAUAAUGGUUCCGGACCGGAUGGUUGGGCACCUAAUUGGUCGAGGCGGAGAACAGAUCAGCAGGUUGCAAAAUGAAUCUGGAUGCAAGAUUCAAAUGGCUCCUGACAGUGGCGGCCAACCAGACAGAGUUUGCACCCUGUCGGGGUCGAGAGAAGCUAUUGGGCGUGCAAAAGAUUUAAUAUCAUCAAUUGUGCAACAACGCAGCAGAACUGAAGGAGGAGGGAACGGCGGCGGGGGAGGAGGAGGCGGCGGCGGCGGGGGAGGCGGAGGCAACGGCGGUGGCAUGUCUGGCGGCGGCCUGGGCGACAUGGGCAUGAACUCGACACAGGUGGAGAUCAUGGUCCCGGGGCCAAAAGUUGGUCUGAUCAUCGGCAAGGGUGGUGAAACUAUCAAACAGCUCCAAGACAAGUCUGGAGCUCGCAUGACUGUCAUCCAGGAUGGGUCUAUGAAUCAGGACCAAGAGAAGCCUCUCAGGAUUAGUGGGGAUCCUCAGAGUGUUGAGCAUGCUAAAGCUCUGGUGUAUGAAUUAAUUGCUGAAAAGGAAAUGCAGAACGCGUUUGGAGGCCGCGGCGGCGGCGGCGGCAGUGGCCGCAGGGAUAGCCACUUCAAUGAUAUGGGUGGUGGUGGUGCUGGUGCUGGAAGCAUCGGGGGCAAUGGAGAAUCUAUGGAGGUUUUGGUGCCACAAGCAGCUGUUGGAGUGGUUAUAGGAAAAGGCGGUGAUAUGAUUAAGAAGAUUCAAAGUGAGACUGGAGCUCGUGUCCAGUUCCAACAGGGUCGUGAUGAUGGUCCUGGAGAGAGAAAAUGUUUGCUGACCGGCAAGCCAGGGCAGGUUCAGGAAGCAAGGAUGCGCAUUGAAGAACUAAUUGAUAGUGUUUUGAGGAGAGACAAUGAGAUGGGUCGCGGGCGACGGGGACCAGGUGGCCCUGGAGGCCGACCUUUCGAUGGCAUGGGAGGCCGAGGAGAGUUCGGCAGAGACGAGAGGGCCGGUUGGGACCGAGGCGGCGGGCGUGUCGGCGGACCCAUGGGGGACAAGCAAGAAAUGGCUUUCACGAUACCUGCCACCAAGUGUGGCGUUGUGAUAGGUCGCGGAGGUGAAACAAUUAAGCAGAUAAAUUCUCAGUCCGGUGCUCACUGCGAGAUGGAUAGAAGGCCAAACAAUAACCCCACAGAAAAGAUCAUCCUGAUCCGAGGGUCCCCUGAGCAGAUUGAAGCGGCCAAGAGAUUAAUUCAAGACAAACUUGGAAUGCCCCUAGGAAAUCCGAACGGCGGUCCCCCCAGCCAAUACCCGAUGGGAGGCGGCCCCGGUGGUCCUGGCGGCCCCGGUGGCCCUCCUGGCGGCCCUGGUGGUCCGGGAGGCCCUGGAGGCCCGCCGCAGCACUACGGCGCCGCGCAGGGCUGGGGCGGCCAGUACCCACAGUGGCAGCAGGGGCAGGGACACCCCAGCGACCCUAACCAACCCAACGCCGUGCAGGUGAACCCUCAGACCGGCCAGCCAGACUACUCCAUUCAGUGGGCUGAGUAUUACCGCUCUCUUGGAAUGCACCGCGAAGCAGACAUGAUUGAACAGCAGGCCAAGACGAACAAGGCACAACAACCCCAACCACAGGCAGCUGCUCAGCCACAACCUGCUGCCCAGCCUCAGCCACAGCCUGCCGUGGCGGGAGCGGCCCAGAAUGGGCAGCCAGACUACAGUGCGCAGUGGGCUGAGUACUACAGAUCAGUUGGCAAGAUCAAGGAGGCUGAUGCCAUUGAGGCUCAAAUGAAAGCUUCCAAGGCUGCCCAGGUGCAACCCCAACCUCAGCAGGGAGCUGCCCCCCAGGUCCCUGGGCAAGCUGCACCCGUUCAGCAGGCUGGCUAUGGCCAGCCCUACGGUUACCAGCCCGCACCCGGCUACAGCUAUGGUGCUCCCGGUGGACCACAACCUCCCCAGCAACCUGGACAGCAACCUCAGUAUGGUUACCCUGGCUAUGGUGGCUAUGGAGGCCAGCCCGGCGGACCGGAGAACUGAUCUGCUGAAACUAUUGGCCUGCUGUUGCUAUGUCUGCGUGUUCUGCAACCAGAUCACUGUUAUUCCUAGUGUACUGCACCAUAUUGAGAAUCUAUACCAGCGUUUAUCAGAUUUAUAUUCUAUAUAUAUAUCAAUAUAAAACACUUAUAUGCAUCCCUUGUGAAUGAAUUUUGUGGGGGGGUCUUUGGAGAGUCAUGUUUUGUUGUGCAUAUGCUAACAGUUGAAAUAUUUUGUAACAUUUUUCUUUUUUUUUAUGAUAGUUCCUUCACCUGGUCUUGGCUUAUCACUUUCAUCUGACAAGGAUGAUGCUCAGUGGUCCUGACUUGCUUGAUGUUCAGAUUAUUAUGUUGAUCAUUUUGCCCUUGUGUAUAUUGGAUGUAUGUGAUAAGGUGUGAAAGUAUUGCAAAGCGUUUUCCCUACAUUAAGUAAUCAUUUUUUUCCCCCAAAUGACGUUUUGAUCAUUGAGUCCAUUAUUUAUAUUAAGAUUUGACUGCAAAGAGAUUUCUUUUUCUUCUUCCAAAUUGAAAAAAAAUAUUUUCCCUCCCCUUGAUGUCAAGGGCACCCAAGGACGUGUUCAUCAAUCAUCAAGAAGCACGUGAUCUCUGAGCCCUGCGCUCAUCGUUUGUGGUGAGGUAAAAUAAGAUAAUGUAGCUCAAUUUGUUAUCUGAAGUUAAAAUGUCUUAUGUUCAUUGUAUUAGGGUAUUACUUGUAACAUGUCUUACCAUUCUUUCCUCUUGCAUUGUUUUUAAAUAUUAAAUGUCCCUGAACUGUAUGGUG
Thrips palmi is the source of this 3359-nucleotide messenger RNA. It is a transcript of the gene Psi, whose product is annotated as far upstream element-binding protein 1. The record is from RefSeq and is a predicted model, not a curated record. The transcript is spliced from 16 exons. Gene Ontology annotation, cellular component: cytoplasm; nucleus. NCBI's taxonomy places the organism in Eukaryota, Metazoa, Arthropoda, Insecta, Thysanoptera, Thripidae. Gene Ontology annotation, biological process: regulation of DNA-templated transcription. Gene Ontology annotation, molecular function: mRNA binding. Bases 111 to 2582 code for a protein of 823 amino acids.